This is a messenger RNA of Sardina pilchardus (European sardine), 1812 nucleotides long. RefSeq names its product doublesex and mab-3 related transcription factor 2b (gene dmrt2b). Gene Ontology annotation, cellular component: nucleus. Gene Ontology annotation, biological process: regulation of transcription by RNA polymerase II; sex differentiation. The record is from RefSeq and is a predicted model, not a curated record. The coding region runs from base 325 to 1506 and encodes 393 amino acids. The transcript is spliced from 3 exons. NCBI's taxonomy places the organism in Eukaryota, Metazoa, Chordata, Actinopteri, Clupeiformes, Clupeidae. Gene Ontology annotation, molecular function: DNA-binding transcription factor activity, RNA polymerase II-specific; RNA polymerase II cis-regulatory region sequence-specific DNA binding.
UGCCGCUGCGCACCCUGUGGGAACAUAUCCUUACACACUUUGGGUCGUUUGCCAGACGCAUAGUGGCGUGAGACUCCUUUCCUGGAAACAACCCGAUUGGACUUCAGAGAGCAGCUGAAGGGGUUAUAAUUUCAAAAGUCUAUCACUUCAUAUUUUCCAAAGAGAGUUUGCCCAGCUCGCGCACGGGCGCUUUUGUAUUUUAGCCUGUGCGUAAAAACUGAGGAUGAGAGGGCGACUCGUGCACUUCGGUUGCAGCUUUCAUUUGUUGACGACUUAAGAGUUCGGACCAUCUUCGCAUUACAGCGUGGAAGGUGUUUCACAUAGAUGUCCACUCAACUGGAAAGAGGCCUUCAGCUAGAUGAGACAAAACUUGACUCACUCAAAUCCGAAUGUGAAGGAGAAAUUGACGUGGAGAGCCUUGACGGGUGUGUGCCCGUGGCGCGUCACGGAGGUGGCGGGAAGGGAGCCGAGGUGACGGAGGAACAGCAACAGCAGCAGCAGCCCACGCGCAGGCUGACCCGCAGCCCUAAGUGCGCUCGCUGCCGAAACCACGGAGUUGUGUCAUGCCUGAAAGGUCACAAGCGCUUCUGUCGCUGGCGUGACUGUCAGUGCGCAAACUGUCUCCUCGUUGUAGAGAGACAACGAGUGAUGGCCGCACAGGUCGCCCUGAGGAGACAGCAAGCAACGGAGGGCAAGAAAGGCCACAGGACGACCCCAUCGCUUAGACGCAAAGCCUGCCAGCGCUAUGCACGAGCACCCAGCCUUCUAGUCAAAAGUAUUCUUGAGGGCAGCAAACCUCCACUAGUCGAAGAGGACCCCUGGCUGAAACGGAUCCACUACCCCUCCAUCAGCGCACGGAUGCGAAAGCGCCGCGCUUUUGCCGACAAGGAGCUGGAGAGCGUCAUGCUGGAGCGCGAGCUGCGGCAGAAGGAGAUGCAGGAGAUGUCCGGACUGGUGCUCCUCCACCCGCCGCUCUCCCCGGUCUUCACUGACCCGCCGCUGACCGAGCCUGGGCUGCCUGCCUACAUGCCCAUGUACAGAGGUAACCCGCUUCUGUUUGACUGCAGCCUCCUCUGCCAGGCCACCGACGAGCGGCUCAAACCUCGGCCCAUGGAGGUCAGUUACAAAGACAACCUGCCCAAAGGGUCGCUGGCAGUGGAGCCCCCGGGCCCUGGCAGGGAUAGAGCGCUGGACAGGUGGGGGGCUUUGGAGGACUCGAGGGCCCUCCUCCACGAGCCCCUGUUUCUGCCCAUGCUCCACACCCAGCUCAGACCUUACACGGACUCCGCUGGCCUCAUGGACCCACAGAGGACUUUGAUUAAAAGUGUUAUCGUUGACCAGUCUAGGUUAACACACGGCAUGGCAGCCAACCUGGUCCAUGAGCCCAGACCGGUCAGUCAGCAGGAGCUUAACAAACACUGUAGAUCGCCAUCACACACAAGCUCAGUUAAAAACACUGGAGUUCGGCCCUUGCCCUUUUCUGUGGAGUCUCUAUUGAUGAGGUGAAUAGCUCAUACAGAAAGGUCAUCCAUGUCUUACUGUAUACUACAUUAGGACUGGCCGUGGGCUGCAUUUAGGAAUCUAUUGGAAAUGCAACCAUUUUGUAUCAUCCAUGCAAAGUGCAUUAUCUAAUAUCAAAUAGGGCAACAUUAUGAAAAGUGUACUUGAAAAUGUAUGGUGUCAAAAAUAAAAAUAUAACUAACAGAUCAAAUUCCAGAAAUUUGACACUAUUUCCUAUUACUAACAUAUUUACAUUUUAUACUGCUUUGUAUUAUAGUACUUUUUGAAAAAUAUAAAUAUUUUGUGUGACUA